GCCCAAAAAACAUGUCUGCGCUGCCAUGGAAGUUCCUUCUCCAGGGUUCUCUUUCCUGGGCACUUUUAUAGCAAGUUUAGGUGAGGCGAAGACGAAUAGCCCACCAUCCCCUUAGUGCAGAAACCCCAAACAUGUCUGUUCUGAAGAAAUUGGCUUUGUUUAACUCUAAAGGUAGUGAUUUUAUUCAGUUGGUGUACAGUGAUAAUAUGGGAUCAGCAUAUUCCAAGAGAUCCAGGAUCGGCGAGGGAAAUGAAGGGCUAAAGUGCUUAAUCGAAGAUAAUGAUAAUGAAAUCAGAGUGCACAGAUAUAUGAGUUGCUUUGGUAAGUUUUCACAAGCGCUUUUGUCCAAUCUAUUGUGCGAAAAAAAUUUAGCAAAAUGUCUCCCAAUGGAUCAGGCCAACGCCACUACAAGUUCACCCACAGGCGAAUCCUCUCGGCCCAGAGAGCACGGACAGAAGUUUGAUGUAUUUCUCAGUCACAGCGGUAAGCAGAAAAAUUUCGUUAGGCAGCUACACAGAGACCUCACACAGCAAGGUGUGUUCUGCUUCUUUGAUGAAGAUCGUGAAAGCUUGCCAGUGGGAGAAAAUUUCCCCUCUCGUAUACUGAAGGCCGCUAAGGCAUGCAAAGUAGCGGUUUUACUUCUCUCUGAGGAUUUUCUCAAAUCAAAGUGGCCCAUGAUAGAACUUUCUGCUUUUGUGAAAGCGAGAGACACAACAAAUCCAAAGCUCAUAAUUUUACCCCUGUUCUUCCUGAUUUCACCGGAUUAUCUUAAAAACAUUACAGAAGACAACAAAAAGUGGAUGCAGUUGAAGAUAUACGGGAAAGAGAAAGCCGAAUGGCACCAGGCUUUGAAAGCAAUACGGCCAAUUAAAGGGUUGCUGUUUGCUGAAGGGGGAAAUGAAGUUCAGUUCAGAGAUAAAAUAGUGCGAGAAAUCUGCAAAAUACUUCCAAGACCCUCCCCAGGGUAUCAAGGAAAUGUUUUCUCUAUACUGGCUCCCGGUGAACAGAAAAUUAUGUUAAUUGUGGAUCUUGGCUGCUGGAAUCACACAACAAUGUUCAUCAAGUUGGUUAAAGCAAUACAAGAGGUAGAUAGUGCUGACGACAACGGGGAUUGUACUGUCACUAUAAUUGGGGCAGUAAACCCUGCGUUUCUCACUGGAAUUGUGAUGAAAUUUGGGCCACUUGACACUGCGAUUCUCGUUGACCCCGAGUUUUUCAUUGGGAAAAAACUAUUGAAAGUUGGCGCUGCACACUUGCUUGAGUGUGGGGCUCAAGAUAAGAGAUUUUAGCUGUCUUGUUAAUGUAAUGAUACUUCCAGACUUUUUGGCUUAGAGAUUCCUCCAACUUAGCCAUCUUGCUAAUGUAAUAUUUCUUUAUAUUCAAUCUGUGUUGAUACUUCUAGACUUUAUGGUUUUGAGAUUCUUCCA
Cryptomeria japonica (Japanese cedar) is the source of this 1427-nucleotide messenger RNA. RefSeq lists its product as uncharacterized. The record is from RefSeq and is a predicted model, not a curated record. The transcript is spliced from 5 exons. The coding region runs from base 132 to 1289 and encodes 385 amino acids. Gene Ontology annotation, biological process: signal transduction. Lineage: Eukaryota; Viridiplantae; Streptophyta; Pinopsida; Cupressales; Cupressaceae.